AUGACAACUACUUCCUCGCCUUUCCUACUCCCUCGUUCAUUACGCGAGUGGCUCAAAUUCAAGUCUCGUUCUGUAACCGCUUGGUGGGCACUUUAUGUGUCGGUGUUGGUCUUGAUGUUCGCUACCAACAUUGGCUUCUUCUUCUCAAGAGGACUAGAAAAGAAACUCAUCCCCGAAGAGUACUUUGCCUACAAAGUCCGACCCUAUGGUUCCCUUCUGCUCAUCCAUCUGCAUGCAUACUUCCAGCCAGCAUACUAUCCAUAA
Rhizoctonia solani is the source of this 264-nucleotide messenger RNA. RefSeq lists its product as uncharacterized. The record is from RefSeq and is a predicted model, not a curated record. Bases 1 to 264 code for a protein of 87 amino acids. The transcript has 3 exons. NCBI's taxonomy places the organism in Eukaryota, Fungi, Basidiomycota, Agaricomycetes, Cantharellales, Ceratobasidiaceae.